AUGUCGGUCGCGGCGACGAACGGCAUCCACACGGUCAUCUUUCUGUCCUUUUCGCUCGCCCUUGGCUUCCUGCUGGUGAUUUUGUCGUGCGCGGUAUGGUCGAACUGGAUGCCGAUCUGGUCGGCCUUGUCGUUCGCGCUCGCCCCGACGCCGAAUGCGUGCUUUGGCCACCUGGCCGGGGCUGACAGCUUUUCCGACUACCAUGAUGCGUACCUGGACAUGGGCUACUUUCUCACGGGCGCGCUGCUCAUGACGGGCAUCGCCUUGCCGAUCGUGCUGGCGCACACGGGCAUCAUCACGGGCACAGCCGCUGUCCUGACGCUCUGUGGUGGCCUGCUGGUCUAUGGUACAAUGAUGGCCUAUGCCGCCUUCUUUCAUACCCCCGACGAGUACGAUGACCUGUAG
This is a messenger RNA of Malassezia restricta, 405 nucleotides long. Its product is annotated as vacuolar protein sorting 55 superfamily. The transcript has 2 exons. Bases 1 to 405 code for a protein of 134 amino acids. The record is from RefSeq and is a predicted model, not a curated record. NCBI's taxonomy places the organism in Eukaryota, Fungi, Basidiomycota, Malasseziomycetes, Malasseziales, Malasseziaceae. Gene Ontology annotation, biological process: late endosome to vacuole transport via multivesicular body sorting pathway. Gene Ontology annotation, cellular component: endosome; Vps55/Vps68 complex.